Molecule: messenger RNA, 613 nt
Organism: Aspergillus wentii DTO 134E9
Lineage: Eukaryota; Fungi; Ascomycota; Eurotiomycetes; Eurotiales; Aspergillaceae
Exons: 2
Coding region: 77-283 (68 amino acids)
Source: RefSeq, a predicted model, not a curated record
GCGGGUUUCAGAACAGAACGAGUCAAUAGAGGUAAUAGAUAUCAACCUGCCAUCCCGAGAUAGUCAGCGAACCAUUAUGAUAGUAACCCAGACCCAGGAUUUCGUUAGGCCUCCCGCUCUUGUAUCGGCAGAGCCACCGGCGUUUGUCACCAAGGAUGAUGCGAGUGAAGCCCAAAGCGCCGAGUCGACGAUAUAUGGAGGACACAAUCCGACGGGAGGAAUGGCGGCCAAGAUGCAGAGCGCGGCCGAUAAAAGGGAGCAUGCUCGACGAAGUAGCAUGUGAAGUGUUCGAAAAAGAAAGGAGAAGGGAGUAUGUGCUCGAGGAGGACAGUACGAUACUUGAGGAAGAACUAUAGGGAAUAUUUAAUUCGGGGAGCUCUGUAGUUACUUUGAAUAUAGUGGAUAUGGCCGUAUCAUAACACCGUAUCUAAAGAUAAUCCUAUUCCGUUAGCAGACAAAACAUAAGAGGGAGUCGACAUAAGGCACCAAAUGUGCGAGAGCAGCACUUUCAUGAGCAAGACAAACUCACUGGACCUUUCCAGACCCUUGAAAGCUCAUACUCGCGACACUCGACUAGAUCGUUGAACAGUUUCCAUUUCUGAUUGGAUAUGUC